CCAUCCUUCCCACCCGCAGCCUCCUCACUCAACCAGCCCAGCUAGCUCAUCCAUCCAUUCAUCCCUCACGCUGCCGCUAGCGUCCUACAGAGCCCACCAGCACUAGGCGAGGCAGCCACAGCCAAGCUACCAUGCUUGGCAUCCGCGUCCUCCGAGGCGCGCCACCGGCGGCCCCCGCGGCACCGCCCAAGAGUCACCGCUGCAGCGCGGCCACGGCGUCCUCCCCGCAGCUGGCCAUCCCCGCGGCCGUCUCGCUCUCGCUCCUCCUCUGGUCCAGCCCAGUGAACGCCGGCAUCCUGUCAGGGUCUACCGGGCUGGAGUCGGUCCCGCCCCCCGUGAUGCCCCGGCUCGAGUUCUUGGACAAAUGGAAUGCGGAGAACCAGAGGAAGUACGCCGAGAAUGAUUCGAGGUUCAAGUCUUCCAAGGUGCUCAAGGAGCUGCUCGAGAGGUCCAAGCAGAACAAAGAGAAGAAUGAGAGGCAGAUCCAGGACAAAUACUGCCUGCGCGGCGCCGAGUGGGGCGUCGGCGACUGCUCGACGGUGGGGAUGUCGGACCAGGAGAGGGAGGAUUUCAUUGCGGAGCUGAGGAAGAGAACUGAGGGGCAGUGAAUACAGCAUCUUAGUAUUGAGUUUUGCCGCUUCUUGCAGUAUCCCGAGAUACUAGGACAGAGAUGGAUUUGUGUGUGUGUGUCUCUUGAACUUCGGAACACUCCAGGAGACUGUCUUGUCUUAUUACGUGACACGUCAGUUAAAAAGACAACAAAAUAUGUUAAGAAAAGACAAAAUCUAGUACAAUAGAAAAUUUGUCUUAUCUUUGCCUUAUCA
Brachypodium distachyon (stiff brome) is the source of this 824-nucleotide messenger RNA. RefSeq lists its product as uncharacterized. Bases 132 to 608 code for a protein of 158 amino acids. The record is from RefSeq and is a predicted model, not a curated record. NCBI's taxonomy places the organism in Eukaryota, Viridiplantae, Streptophyta, Magnoliopsida, Poales, Poaceae. The transcript has 4 exons.